AUGACCGCGUCCACCCUGUCCGUCUGCUCCAGUGACCUGAGCUGCGGCAGCUGCGUCUCCCUGCCCGGCUCCUGGGACUCCUGCCCCGACUCCUCCUGGCAGGUGGACGACUGCCCAGAGAGCUGCUGCGAGCCCCCUUGCUGCACCCCCCCCUGCUGCACCCCCAGCUGUUGCCAGCCCCUCUGCUGCACCCCUGCCUGCUGCAAGCCCCUCUGCUGCACCCCUGUCUGCUGCAAGUCCCUCUGCUGCACCCCUGUCUGCUGCAAGUCCCUCUGCUGCACCCCUGUCUGCUGCAAGCCCCUCUGCUGCACCCCUGCCUGCUGCAAGCCCAUCUGCUGCACCCCUGUCUGUUGCAAGCCCCUCUGCUGUACCCUUGCCUGCUGCAAGCCCCUCUGCUGCACCCCUGUCUGUUGCAAGCCCCUCUGCUGCACCCCUGCCUGCUGCAAGCCCCUCUGCUGCACCCCUGUCUGCUGCAAGCCGCUCUGCUGCACCCCUGUCUGCUGCAAGCCCGUCUGCUGCACCCCUGCCUGCUGCAAGCCGCUCUGCUGCACCCCUGUCUGCUGCAAACCCUCCUCCUGCGUGUCCCUGCUCUGCCGGCCCGUGUGCAGGCCCGCCUGCUGCGUGCCCGCCUCCUCCUGCCACCCCAGCUGCUGCCGCCGGGCCUCCUGCGUGUCCCUGCUCUGCCGGCCCGUGGGCCCCCGCCAGGCCUGCUGUGUGCCCACCUCAGCCCAGAAGUCCUGCUGCUGA
Messenger RNA from Mirounga angustirostris (Northern elephant seal), 747 nucleotides. Its product is annotated as keratin-associated protein 10-8-like. The coding region runs from base 1 to 747 and encodes 248 amino acids. NCBI's taxonomy places the organism in Eukaryota, Metazoa, Chordata, Mammalia, Carnivora, Phocidae. Gene Ontology annotation, cellular component: keratin filament. The transcript has 3 exons. The record is from RefSeq and is a predicted model, not a curated record.